Molecule: messenger RNA, 348 nt
Organism: Drosophila montana
Lineage: Eukaryota; Metazoa; Arthropoda; Insecta; Diptera; Drosophilidae
Product: larval cuticle protein 65Ag1-like
Exons: 2
Coding region: 31-348 (105 amino acids)
Cellular component (GO): chitin-based extracellular matrix
Molecular function (GO): structural constituent of chitin-based larval cuticle
Source: RefSeq, a predicted model, not a curated record
ACCUCAAACGCGCAACACAAAAACCUAAAAAUGAAAUUCCUGAUCGUCUUCGUUGCGCUCUUCGCCGUCGCCCUGGCCGCACCCGCAGGUCCUGAAGUACAAAUUGUGCGCAGCGAUUCCGAUGUUGGACCCGAAUCAUUCAAAUACGGCUGGGAGACAUCCGAUGGCAGUUCGGCACAGGCAGAAGGUCAGCUAAACAACAUUGGCUCAGAAAAUGAGUCUCUUGCCGUCCGCGGCUCAUUCUCCUACAUUGGCGAUGAUGGUCAGACCUACCAGGUCAACUAUGUUGCCGAUGAGAAUGGUUUCCAGCCCCAGGGCGCUCAUUUGCCCGUCGCACCCGUAGCUUAA